AUGUUUCUUUAUCAGCUGAUCGAAUGGAGCAAACGUAAUAAAGCGAAAGUGAUCAUUUUCAUUACGAUUAUCGUAUUUCUAAUUUGUCGUUAUGAAGAGCGUAUACCUAGUAUCACAAAUCAAAUCAAUCAACACAUUUUUGCUGAUAAUCGCAAUGUCAGUAAACCAAGUGAAAUUUUAUUGAUCUAUGUCUAUGCAAAUACUCAUUCCUAUGCUUAUGGAAAUUUGAAGUAUUUUAUUGAAGAAGCUGUUCGAGAAAACGAUGGUAUCGAUUAUUAUUUUAUUUUACAACAAAUCGAGAAGAAGCCAAUCAAUGAAAGUACAAUGCCACCAAUACCCAAAUCCAAUGCAUUCUAUCUUCAACAUGAAAAUAAAUGUUUCGAUUAUGGAACCAUCGGAUGGUUCUUUGACACCUAUACAAUUGGACAUCCUUGGAAACAAACAUCACCAGCAAUCGCAAAUCCGGUUAAUCUAAGAAAAUACAAAUACUUUAUUUUUAUGAAUUCAUCUAUUCGUGGUCCUUUCUUUCCACCGUAUUUUAUUCACUUAGUUUUAAAAGCAAAUCUCAACUACUACUGGUACUCAGUCUUUACCAGACGUAUUAAUAGUAAAAUUAAACUGGUCGGCUGUACAAUAAGUUGCGAAGCAGUCCCACAUGUCCAGUCCUAUUUCCUAGUUACAGAUUCUACCGGUUUCUCAUUAAUAUCAAAACCAGGCACUUCGGGCGGAACAACCAAGGACGGAAUAUUCCAUUGUUAUCCAACUAAAGAUCAUGUGUCAAUUUACAGUGAAAUACCUAUGUCCAAUCGAAUAAUUGAAGCAGGCUAUAUGAUUGAUUGUUUACUAACAAAAUACCAAACAAUUGACUUUACAAAACCGAACAAUCGUUUUUGUAAUGCGAAUUUCAAUCCAUAUAAAGAUCGUGGUCUUCAAAAUACUUCAUUGGAACCAUAUGAGGUUGUUUUCGUUAAAAGCAAUGACUUGGUAUUUCUUAAAGAUGCACGCGAUCGAGCAAGAUUAUAUCAAAAGUGGAUGGAAGAUAUUCGAUCACUGAACCGCACAUCAUUAUAA
This is a messenger RNA of Adineta ricciae, 1071 nucleotides long. Lineage: Eukaryota; Metazoa; Rotifera; Eurotatoria; Adinetida; Adinetidae. The record is from the annotation of a GenBank genome assembly.